Messenger RNA from Gilbertella persicaria, 1119 nucleotides. RefSeq names its product triose-phosphate transporter family-domain-containing protein. Lineage: Eukaryota; Fungi; Mucoromycota; Mucoromycetes; Mucorales; Choanephoraceae. The coding region runs from base 1 to 1119 and encodes 372 amino acids. Gene Ontology annotation, biological process: phosphoenolpyruvate transmembrane import into Golgi lumen. Gene Ontology annotation, cellular component: Golgi apparatus; endoplasmic reticulum. Gene Ontology annotation, molecular function: phosphoenolpyruvate transmembrane transporter activity; antiporter activity. The record is from RefSeq and is a predicted model, not a curated record. The transcript has 3 exons.
AUGACAACGCUAUUAUCAGCAUCUAUAAACGAGCCCUCUCAACGAAGGUUUUUUAACAACAUUACCCUGGGGAAAAAGCAACAAGGGCAGUUUCUAGAAAAAGAGCAAGCUACCUUUAAAUCCUUCACCUCAUCUUUUCUUAUUUGUUGCUUUCUAUGGUACUUGAGUUCAUCUUUUUCAAGCAAUACAGGCAAACAAAUCAUGAAUGUGUUCAAAUACCCAGUGACAUUAACAUUUGCCCAAUUCUUUUUUGUUGCUUGUUGGUGCGCUAUCAUGGAGCAACUGGUAUCUCGGUCUACUGGUAUCAAGAAGCCUACUAGAAUCAUAUUUCAAACAAUUGCACCAUUAUCUUUGUUUAUGAUUGUGGGACAUAUAUUUUCAAGCAUAUCUAUUAGUCGUAUUCCUGUCAGUCUGGUGCAUACCAUUAAAGCAUUGGCACCACUUUUUACAGUGUUAUUUUAUCGAUUCAUUUUUCAUGUACAAUAUUCAUCAAAAGUAUAUACUGCAUUGAUACCCCUGACUUUUGGUGUGAUUCUUGCUUGCAGCUUUACAUUAUCUGACAAUAUUAUUGGUUUAUCGUGUGCCCUGAUCUCUUGCUUGAUCUUUGUUUUGCAAAACAUAUUCAGCAAAAAGCUUCUCUUUAAAGAAUCAAAGAUGGGUGCUGGUAAUCCAAACAAACUGGACAAAAUGAACAUGAUGUUCUAUUCUUCUCUUAUUGCUUUUGUCUUGAUGGCUCCUCUUUGGUUAUAUUCUGAUGGAUUUCGAUUGAUGUUCAAUAGCAAUACAAUGAUGGAGGUGAGCAAGGCUCGUUUGGUGGGUUAUUUCUUAUUGAAUGGUACAGCCCAUUUUGCACAAAGUUGGUUUGCUUUUACAACAUUGGCCAUGUCGUCUCCUGUUACUUAUUCUAUUGCAUCACUUGUGAAGCGUAUCUUUGUGAUUGUAAUGAGUAUUGUAUGGUUUGGACAACAAGUCAGUUUGAUCCAAAGUGUGGGUAUUGCGCUCACAUUUGUGGGUCUGUGGAUGUAUCAACAAGCCAAACGAGAAGUAGAUCAAGGUGAAUCAAAGGCUUGUGAGAACACAAUGGAAGUGCUGCCCAUAUCACAUACAAAAAACACAUAG